AUGACGACACAGAUUGCUGAGCUAGCAGACUUGACGGCAUACGAGGCAGAGCUUGCAAAGCCCGGCGUGGUCGUGCUGGACUUUUACUCGACACAAUGCCCGCCAUGCAAGGUUAUUGCGCCGCACUACGAGAAACUGGCAGGCAAGGCGAGCAACGCAAAAUUUCGGUUCUUUAAGAUAAAUGGACUCGUUGAGCCUGGUACGACCGUCCAGAAAGAAGCAGAGGUCGUUUGGUGGCCAACACUCGUUGUGUACGAAAAUGGCAAAGAGACAUGGCGGGAGAGAGUACCGAACCCACCGACACUCGAAGCCAUCAAGAACCUGGACGGCGUCUUGAACAGACUCAGUGGACUAGGACAGAACGAGUAA
This is a messenger RNA of Sporothrix brasiliensis 5110, 369 nucleotides long. Its product is annotated as thioredoxin 1. The record is from RefSeq and is a predicted model, not a curated record. The transcript is spliced from 3 exons. Bases 1 to 369 code for a protein of 122 amino acids. NCBI's taxonomy places the organism in Eukaryota, Fungi, Ascomycota, Sordariomycetes, Ophiostomatales, Ophiostomataceae.